AUGGUGGCUCUUCGGUUCUUGGCAUUCGUUUCUUAUUGCUCUCUGGCCCUUUCGGCCUUGACCUAUCGAGGUGUCGAUUGGUCUUCCCUGCUCCUCGAGGAAGCCAAGGGAAUCAAGUACACCAACGGCGGCUCAUCGCAGUCCCUCGAAAAGAUCCUGGUUGCCAACGGCGUCAACUCAGUCCGACAGCGCGUCUGGGUGAACCCAUCCAACGGCGAUUACAACCUCGACUACAACCUCAAGCUUGCCAAGCGUGCCAAGGCUGCUGGCUUGAGUGUUUACCUUACACUGCAUUUCAGCGACACCUGGGCUGAUCCGGCUAACCAAAAGAUUCCUUCUGGUUGGCCGACUGGUAUUGAUGACCUUUCUUGGAGACUUUACAACUACACACUCCAAGUCUCCAACGCCUUUCAAUCUGCUGGCGUCGCGCCCUCUAUUAUCUCCAUCGGCAAUGAGAUCACUGCUGGUCUUCUCUUCCCUACUGGUUCGACCAAGUCAUUUUACAACAUCGGCCGACUUCUCAACUCCGCAGCCUUCGGUAUCAAGGAUUCUUCCCUCAACCCCAAGCCCAAGAUCAUGAUCCACCUCGACAAGGGUUGGGACUGGGGUACUCAAGAGUACUUUUACACCAACGUCCUCAACGCUGGAGCCCUCAAGCUUUCCGACUUUGACAUGAUGGGCGUCUCUUACUAUCCUUUCUACGGAGCUGGUGCUACCUUCUCGGCUCUUGAGACGUCGUUGAAGAACAUGGCCAGCAAAUGGGGCAAGGAAAUCGUUGUCAGCGAGCUCAACUGGCCUACCUCUUGCCCUUCGCCUGCGCAGGCUUUCCCUAGCGACAUGCGCAACAUUCCGUUUUCCGCCGCUGGCCAGACUCAAUUUAUUGAAAAGGUGGCUAGUAUUGUGAGCAAGGUUAACCGUGGAAGGGGACUGUACUACUGGGAGCCAGCUUGGAUGAACAACCAGGCCCUCGGGUCGUCUUGUAACUCGAACACUCUGUUUUCGUGGCCUGGCGCAGCACUUUCUAGUCUUUCCGUGUUUAAGAAGAUUUAA
Fusarium keratoplasticum is the source of this 1050-nucleotide messenger RNA. RefSeq names its product Arabinogalactan endo-beta-1,4-galactanase. Gene Ontology annotation, biological process: pectin catabolic process. The transcript has a single exon. Gene Ontology annotation, molecular function: glucosidase activity. The record is from RefSeq and is a predicted model, not a curated record. Lineage: Eukaryota; Fungi; Ascomycota; Sordariomycetes; Hypocreales; Nectriaceae. The coding region runs from base 1 to 1050 and encodes 349 amino acids.